This is a messenger RNA of Anopheles moucheti, 1676 nucleotides long. RefSeq names its product WAS/WASL-interacting protein family member 1-like. The coding region runs from base 596 to 994 and encodes 132 amino acids. The transcript has a single exon. The record is from RefSeq and is a predicted model, not a curated record. Lineage: Eukaryota; Metazoa; Arthropoda; Insecta; Diptera; Culicidae.
GACAUCUUUCAAUCGUCGAUCGUUUUCUUCGCGAAUGGGCGUACCCCGCGCACGCAAGUGAAUGCGUGUCGUCGAUCGUGUCUAUUUCUCUCCGUGAAAGGUAUGCGCGUACAGCUUCCAAACGGCAAGAUCACGCCGCAACGGUGAAACUUCGCCGAUUAACGAUAGAAAAUAGUCGGCAGCGCGACAGGAAAUAUGUGAAGUCGCCGUGUGGUGUGUGGUGCACAAGAAGCAGAAAGGGCAAGCUUACCUCAUUACUCAUUAAAAGUGUGCCAGCUCAAUCUACCCAAAUCCCACCGAAAGAGCAACGCGUUGUGUGUUAUAAAUAUAUAUAUAUGUGUGUUAUUGAUGUAGGAAAUAAGGUGAAGGCGUUCUUCCGUGCCGUGUAGAUACGAUAGUGAAAUUGGUUUGUGAAUCAAAGUACAAAGCGAAGGUGUACAGUGGGUGCUGUGAAAUCUCGCCAAGAGCUUAUAGAAGUGGCAUAAACCCACCGAUUUCAAAAAAUAAAACGUCACUUUGCUUGGCUGUGAGUGCAUGCCCGCUUCCAGAGUGUGCCAAGUGAACUUCCCAUUCCCACACCACACGACAAAAAACGAUGACCAUCGUAAAUGUGAAACACCCGAACGUGUUGCCCCAACCGGCGGCGGCUUCCUCUGGCGGUGUCGGUGGUGGCAUUAGUGGCAGCGGCAGCCUUACACACGGUGUGGGCGGCGGUGGUAACGGGCGUGCGGGUGGCAUCGGUGGUGGCCGCAUCAGUCCCUCCUCGAACGGCUCCUCCGCCUUCAGUAAGAUGCGUCCCUCCGCCAAGCGGUGCCUGUUCGAUACCCGGCCCGAUCCGAUCGACACCAAGCGGAUAUGCGACGAAAGUGACAAAGCCGAACGGCAGCGCGCCAUCAAGCGGUACGAGUUCGAUACGUACGCCUGCCGCAGUGUGGCCUCCUCGGCCAGCGCGUCAGCUGCGGCCGGGCUGCACCAUCGCCACCAUCACCAGUGAAAACCCACCCCCCCCCCCAGGCCCCUGAUACAGUGGCUCCCAGAGUCUUGGACUAAUUUUCCCGUGAGGCACACUAAAAGCGAGCCCGUCCGUCACCAUUCACACACCAGUGUUCCGCGAAGUUCGCUCGUUCGCAGUGCAAAAGACGUGCGCGCCACCAAAAGAGUGCAAUACCGCCAAACAUCCGUGGGCUGUGUAUAAGAAAAAAAAAGAUAUAGAGAGAAAGAAAGCAGGAAAGCAUAAAAAAACUAGACAAACAGGCAAAUGAUUGACAAAAACUACAAUGAAACAAGCAAACAAAACUGUAACAAACAGGAGAGAAGGCAGCAGUACGUAAAUGUGUCUCCUUCCGUACGUGAAACAGUAACCAGCCAGCAGCGUUAUGUCGCAGCUUAAAUAAACCACAAACCAUUCUACACCAAUCCACAGGUAAGCUAAGGAAACAGAAAAAAAACUGCACAUGAAUAACGGGUAAUACGAUACUGUUUAACAAAUUUUCCAUCACAAUGAGAUGCAUUUUCGCGCCAAAAGUGCAUCUGUCGCGAGCGCAGUCUCAGCUGAACGGAUGAGUGUGUGACACACCGCACACACCAAUAUGUGGGUGAACGUUCAAGCCGGAUGGGAAAAGGGAAAGAGCACAGAGCCCUUCAUGGCUUCGUCAAGGUGUGUGUGUUUUUGCGCC